This is a messenger RNA of Ylistrum balloti, 1461 nucleotides long. RefSeq lists its product as uncharacterized. The coding region runs from base 1 to 1461 and encodes 486 amino acids. Gene Ontology annotation, molecular function: zinc ion binding. The record is from RefSeq and is a predicted model, not a curated record. Lineage: Eukaryota; Metazoa; Mollusca; Bivalvia; Pectinida; Pectinidae. The transcript has a single exon.
AUGGCAACACCCAUUGGUCAAUCUGCUUUCCGUCCUAAAGGUCAGAAAACAUGUAUUCAACAUAAAGAGAAACAGCUUGAUCUUUACUGUGAGAAAUGUGAUCAACUUAUUUGCCUUACAUGUUUACUAUCAACUCACAAAGGUCAUGAUGUUUGUGAACUCAGUGCAAUUACUCCUCAAAAGAAACAACAUAUUAAAAGUUUUAUCGACAAAACAGAACAAAAUGACCUGAAACAAGUCGGGGAAUAUAUAUCUUCUGUGGAUACACUCCUUAAAGACAACACCAGCAAUUUUGAGGAACUUUCACUCAAACUAAAAUCUCAAACAGAUAAAAUAAAACAAGACCUUGAUCUGCUUACAACACAGACACUCUCUGUUUAUAAAAAGAUGGAAGAGGGCAAUGCCAGGCUGAUUCUAAAAUACAAAAAGGACCUGGAGACAUACAACAAACAACUAAAACAACAACUACAGGAAUGUAAGGUGACCCUCCAGCAUGGCUCUCAUCUGGAAAUCUACGACACAGAGUAUGAAAUACAUACCUCGUUACAUCUCCCCGUGAAACCUGUCCUGGGUACGGCCAGCUUCACACCUACCACAAAUACUCACCAUCAUCUACAACUGGCCUUAGGGACAGUUACCACCUCAGGACUGUCAGAGACCAAAGUGGUGAAGGAGUGGAAAUCUCCAUGUUACAUUGGGUCUUUAUGUCCCACUACUGAUGGUCAGGUGUGGACCAGUGAUUACAGUGGUACAUUAACUCUCCUUAACAGGGAAGGUGAAGUAGUACAGAAGGUCAAACACACGACUGUCAUCAAGGACAUCAGUCUAUCACCCACAACACACACACUGUGGGUCUGUGACGAGGAAAACAACAUCAUGGAGCUGGUAUCAGGACAACUUACAAACAAAUUCAGAACCAAGGAGUUCCCCCAGUGUAUAUGUGUUACAGCUAGUAACCAUAUCAUUUUGGGGAUGAAGAAACACAUCUGUAAAUUUACUACACAAGGUCAAAUGGCUGUAGAGACUGGGAAACCGUUAGUGUAUACACCAGUCAGGAUGUCAGAGUGUCCAGUAACUCACAAUGUCACAGUGAUUGAUAUCAACAGUAAAACUGAAGGUGGUGAUGGAAACCAAUGUGUUGUUGUCAUAGAUACUGACUUCCAGGAAGUGUUUGUAUAUAGAGGUGACAUCCCCAGUACAUAUAAACAAACACCACAAACAGGAGGUGUAACAUUUUACCCCAGGGAUGUGGUGUAUGACAGUGUGGGGAACCUUAUCAUAGGGGACUAUAACAACUAUAGGGUCCUUCUCCUCAGUGGAGGUGGCGAGUUCCUCAGGAUCAUAUACACAGACAGACGGGCGACAUGGGCUGUAGGUAUAGACAGGGAGGAUGUUCUGUGGGUAGGGUUUAAGUAUCUGGUAUGGUAUAAUGUAAAACUACUACAGUACAGCAGUGUGUAA